This is a messenger RNA of Blastomyces gilchristii SLH14081, 249 nucleotides long. RefSeq lists its product as uncharacterized. The record is from RefSeq and is a predicted model, not a curated record. The coding region runs from base 1 to 249 and encodes 82 amino acids. Lineage: Eukaryota; Fungi; Ascomycota; Eurotiomycetes; Onygenales; Ajellomycetaceae. The transcript has a single exon.
AUGGCACCUUCUUCUUCCUCACUGCCCCCGCGCCAGCGGGAAGCUGGCUGGCUCAUCAUCAAUGAUCCGGCAUAUCUUGAAAUGGAGCCCUUUGACGUCUGGACUGUGCGACUCUUUGCUUCUACUCCGAUGUCGAGCUGGGUCAGGCUUGAUGCCAGCCUCGAAGGGAAUGACAAUAUUUUACCCACUUUAAGGAGCACCCGAGGCCAUCACAGCCAAGGGCUACUAACCUCUGAGCAUCGCCUUUGA